This is a messenger RNA of Girardinichthys multiradiatus, 6823 nucleotides long. RefSeq names its product regulator of G protein signaling 12a (gene rgs12a). Gene Ontology annotation, biological process: signal transduction. The record is from RefSeq and is a predicted model, not a curated record. Gene Ontology annotation, molecular function: protein binding; GTPase activator activity. Bases 279 to 4508 code for a protein of 1409 amino acids. NCBI's taxonomy places the organism in Eukaryota, Metazoa, Chordata, Actinopteri, Cyprinodontiformes, Goodeidae. The transcript is spliced from 18 exons.
UCGAGGGAGGGAGGAGGUGCUGCUGCUGUUGCGAGUAGCCAUAUGGAGCCCUGAAUCAUGUUAGGAUUUUGGUAUAAAUAAUGUAAAAAUAUAUAUAUAUCAAAAGAAAACAUGGACGUGUGGCGUUAGAAAUGCAAACCCGUGGAGUUAUUUUAAGGAGUACGUAUAAAUCCUACGAUUUAUUGGAACUUUUUAACGCUUAAAAAGGAUGACAACGACACAAUAGUGUUGGCAAUCUAAAGGUUUUCCAUUUGAUCUCACAGCGCCUGAGACUUAAAAUGAGGAUACAAGGCCAGCCCGAGGGUGCGAGGAGGCGUUUGGAUUUGAACGCAGCUAGUGAACUCCGGGACGUGGAGGUCAUCCGUGGUCGGGCUGGAUACGGUUUUACAAUUUCAGGACAGAAACCAUGUCUGCUGAGUGGCAUCAUGGAGGGGAGUCCCGCUUAUGUGGUGGGGCUCAGACAUGGAGAUCGGAUCAUGGCCAUCAAUGGAGUCGAUGUGUCCGCUGCUUCUCACGAAACAGUGGUGCAACUGAUCGGUGGCUGCACAGGACCCCUGCAUAUGGUGGUGCUCUCCGAACGCAGAAUAAUGGGAAACCCCAUCCUUAACGAUGCCAAGUUUGGGUUUGAGCAAAAAGGCAGUGUUUUCCAGAAACCAGGUGUUCUCCGCACUAUAUCACAUGACUCAAGCAGACCAUCCUUUAAUUCUGCCAACAAUGUCACCACUAAACAGAGGCCGGUUUCGGAGCCCGACAUGUCGCUGUGGUCACAACAGCUGAAUGUUUUAUCUGAGAAGGCAAAGGAGGAAACGCACACAGUUAGAGACACAGAUUCUGACACUGAAGAAGUUAAUCCAGACUGGACUGUUUUAAACAUGACUUUGGUGGUCGGCUACCUUAGCUCCACAGAACUGAUUCUGAACACCAGUGAUUCAGAGAGCAACUGUUUAAAGGCCAUACGGGAGAGAAUACGACAGCUGGGCACAGAGCAGGAUACCCAUACUCUGGUGAUGAUGAAGAUCAUGUUUGAUUGCAUUCGGCUGUGUGACGAUGCAGGAGCUGUUUUGGCCGCCUUUCCUGCUGAGAACCUUGUCUUAGGGGCCGUUUGUGCUGAAGACCCACGUUUCUUCUGUCUGGUCACCACAGCACACAUUAUCAAUGGUCGUGUACCAGAAGAUGGUCCUCUUCGGGCAUCCUGCCACGUAUUCUUCAUUGACCCAGAGCUGGGAAACCAUAAGGAUCACAUAGGGAUUGCUGGCCGGUUUAGCUUUGGCUGCACUCCAGAUCCAGAUGCUUUGAGCUGCCUUGAGUUUCCUCAGACUCCCCCAGAUGUGCUACACUUUGUAACAGUCCUUUAUAGCGACCUUGGGGAGGCGGUGGAAAGGCUCAGAGCUAAACUGGACAUGGAGGCUCAGCAGCAGGCCAACGAGACUGACAGCACAAGCAAACUGGGCAGCGCCAGCAGCAGUGGGGACAGCGGAAUUGAAAAUUCUUCUCCCCAUGAGGAGAGAGGGGACAGGGAUUUCCCUUCUGAUAUCCCAAAUCUUUCUGGGACCAACCUCCCCAGCUGUCCAUGGGAUUAUCCCUCAGCUGAAGCUGUCGCCCUGAUAAACCUUGCCAAGAAUGGCCAGAAAUUUAAUCCAGAGAACAGCGCCAGCACACAUUCCCUUUCGGAGUCACUACCUGGCCCGGAUUCUCUAACAAGCUUCUACGGAGGUCCCCCACCCAGGCUGGAGUUCCAGUUCAAGCCCCCACCUCCUCCUCUACCCUUGGGUAAAAAAUCAAACUUCCUGGCUCAUCCUAUGAGAAGCAGCCAAAGGUGGUUUUCAAAGCCAAAGUGGCCUAAAGCCCUAAGCAGUGACUCUGUACAUCAAGAGACAUCCACCAACACUGGCUUCACCACAAAUAACCCUCCCUACCCACUGAGCCAGGUACCCUCAGACAGGUACCAGCCCACAGAGGUCAUGAUGCCUCCCAGAGAAGAAUGGACCAAAAGGUUUCUUGAACAAAGACAGAAACUGCGGACAGAGGGCAGCUACAGAAAUGGAUCCAGGUUUUGGGGCAUAGGUGUUGCCCGCGCCUCCAAACGUCGUUCUUCCAAACGUCUCAGCAUGGCACGAUCUCUGGAUGAUCUCGAGUCUGCCGCUUCUUCAGAUGGUGACUACAGUAGAAUCCAGCUGCAGGGAUGCUGCAGCCAGACCAGCCUAAACAGCAAUGGCAGUCUUCCAGGAGCCGGCAGCCAUCCAGGGGCCGUUGAGCACCGGGUGGCUGGCUGGUCCACCUGCUUUGAGCGGCUUCUCCAGGACUCUGUGGGAGUGCGUUACUUCUCGGAAUUUCUCAAGAAAGAAUUCAGUGAGGAGAAUAUCUUGUUCUGGCAGGCCUGUGAAUACUUCAGUCAUGUCCCUGCAACAGACAAAAAGCAGCUGUCCCAGAGAGCGGGGGAGAUCUACAACAGUUUCCUGUCCAGCAAGGCCACCAUGCCAGUGAACAUCGACAGCCAGGCCCAGCUGGCAGAUGACGUCCUCACCUCCCCUCAGCCUGACAUGUUCAAGACCCAGCAGCUACAGAUCUUCAACCUAAUGAAGUUCGACAGCUACUCGCGUUUCCUAAAGUCCUCCCUCUACCUGGAAUGCCUGCGCGCUGAAGAGGAUGGUCACCCCCUGCCUGACCCCUACCAGAUCCCCUGCAGCCCUGCGCCUUCCAAACACAGCGCCAGCUCUGACCGCUCCACCCUCUCCACUCCCAAAAAGGACAUCAGAAAGCAGAGAUCUGGGAAGUCACCGAAUGAAGACACCAAGGACGAGAACGCAGAUAAGAAACGUGGCAUCUUCUUCUCCUGGUCCCGCAACAGAAGCUUUGGGAAGGGUCCAAAGAAGAAAGACAUUGGUGACAUUAAUCUAGACUUUUGGGGCAGCAACGGUCGGAGAGAGUCCCAGGGCUCCCUGUCGUCCAGUGCCAGUCUGGAGAUCCCCAAUUCUGUCUCUGCUGCCAAAAUGGAGUCUGACAAUCGCCACUCAGUCGGAGCGUGGGAACGCACGGCCAGGCACUGUAGCGUGCUGCUGCCCGACGGCUCCUGCUCCUCCAUCACCCUCCGGCCUGGUGCCUCCAUUAGAGAGGUCCUCCAAGAUCUGUGUCGUAACAUAUGCGUCAACAUUGCUGCUGUGGAUCUUUUCCUUGUGGGAGGGGAGAAGCCUUUAGUGUUGGACCAAGACUGUAUGACUCUGUGUUCACGAGACCUAAGACUGGAGAAGCGUACUUUGUUCCGGUUGGACCUGGUGCCUAUUAAUCGCUCCGUUGGUCUUAAAGCCAAACCUACAAAACCAGUCACAGAGGUCCUCCGUCCCGUGGUGGCCAAAUACGGCCUGAAUCUCAGUGAUCUCGUGGCUAAAAUAAGUGGAGAGAUCGAGCCACUGGAUUUGGGUGCCCCCAUAUCGAGUCUGGACGGCCUGCGAGUUGUGCUGGAGCGAGCAGACCCAUGUUCAGGCAAAGAAAAAUCCAAGUCUGCCUCCCUGAAGAGCCACCCUCCAACCAGGAGUUUUUCUGCUGCAGGAGAUGAGAGGUCAGCACCAAAGGACAUUUCUGUGAGAGUGAGUGGACCAGCCUCAGCGCUCCCAGGGGAAAAGAGAAAACAGAAAAAGAUAAAUAUAGAUGAAGCUGAAGAAUUCUUUGAGCUGCUAAGCCGAGCUCAGAGCACCCGAGCCAACGAUCAGCGUGGACUCCUGAGCAAAGAAGACCUGGUGCUUCCAGACUUCCUGCGCCUGACUUCACCCAACUCCUCCUGCUCCGCCUCCUCUGACCUGGCUUGUUCCACCCCUGCUUCCUUGAAGCAGAGCCGAGAGAACGUCAUCUCCCCUCGGGGAUCCCUCAUAUCCAGUCUGCGCUCGGAGAGCCUGGACUCUUCAUUUAGCUCCAGUGCCAACGGACACUCGGCAGCCAGGAGGUGCCUGCUGCCACCUCCCCGGCACUCUACGUUCGGUACACACCUCUCCCCCAUCCCCCGGCCUUCUGACUCCAGGCCGAGCCUACGCACAGUGGAGGAGGACGCCCACACCGACCUGACCCUGGUGGGUGAGGGCGACAUCAGCAGCCCCAACAGUACUCUCUUACCCCCUUCACCUUCAUCCUUCCCAUCCCUGGAGAUCAGCCUCCCUGAGGCCAACUUCACUCCACCAACUCCCUGCUCCCAACCUCAAGACACAGGUGGAGAGGGAAAGUCCAGUUCAGAGAGAAGAAUAGUAACAGCCCACAGCACCAGAUCACCUGCCGAGAGAGCAGAUGCAGCACAGACGCUUCAGGAGGUGAUGGAUGUCGAGGGGGUCCACCUAGAAGAAGUGAGGCUCGAAAAGUCCCAGGGAGAGGACUCCGAGCUCAGCUUGAGCUUUCAGGGUUACGUUGCCGAGCUGCGGCAGUGCCAGACCAAAAUGAGGAACGCCCAGAUGCCCCAGAAUGGCAGCAACAUGUCCGAAGGGAAGGACUGCCAGUCAGACAUGUACAAGGCCACGAUUGUAUGAAGGGAACAAUCCCAUCCUCAUCCACACUACUGCACUUUUUAAGCUUGAGGCACUGACGUCUGACUUAGGAUAUGUUAAACAACGGGCUGCAUGUAAAUAUGUCAUUCUCGCUCUCUUUGAAACAAAUAUCAUGGUGAUAGAUGUAGUUUUGGUAAGAACUUUGUAAACACUCAUGAGUGGCACAUAUUACAUAAAUUUUGGGCUUUUAAUUGUUUAUUUGAACCGGGUAAUGGUAAAGAGAUUUCAAAGAGGUUUUAAACUAGCACAACUUUGAAAUUGUAGUUGAUUUUCUCUAACGGAAUUAAAAUCUAAAUUAUACGGACAGGCUGAAAUAAAUAUAUACACCCUCACUGAAGUUUGGCUGAAUGUCCCUUACCAAUGUGUGCCUUGAACACAUGCUUUCUGUAGCCAUCAACAAGCCUCUACAUAAAUUCAGCCAGUAUAUUCACCCACUCUACUUGGCAGAAUUGGCCAUGUUCAUUUAAAAUGGUUAAUUUCCAGGCACACACCUGGCCUUUGGUCCAGAAAUCUGGAGAUUGGCUUAAUGUAAAGCCUGCUUUAUCCGUUCCAAUCCCAGUUUAUGGAUUUGAGAUCAAUAUCCUGUUUGAACGUUGAGUUGUGUCAAAGUUUCAACUAAUUUUGUGUGAUGCAGCAGUGGCACUGGUAGCUAAACAGACCCAUAGCAUGAUGCUACCACCACCAUGCAUAGGUUGGUUGGAAAUCCUCUCUAUGGGUUCCUAAAUUAGCCACUCCUUUACUUGUACAUAUUUAGUGAGAAAAAUAAAUUAUCCUAUCGUCUAGUUUACAGAGAAGAAAAACAAACUUUGUUUACAAAAAAAUAUAUAUUUCUUCUAAUAGAAGUUUCCAAAACCUUUUCUCUCAAUAGGUUGUGUUGUAGUAAGAAAACUGUGUUACUGAUUCCUAGUCUGCCAAAUAUCUGAAUGAAUCUUAACAAACUACCACCUUCUAUAUCUACAGAACCCCUCCUAUCGGUUUGAUUCAGUAAAAUUUAUUUUGGCUCUUCACUCACCUUGAAUCCUCCAAACAUUUUUCUUGUCCUUUAAGCCAAAUAACUCAGUCUUUGUCUCAUUUGACCAUAAAACUUGUCUUUGGAUGACAUUCGGCUUGUCCAGGUGGGCAGCUGCAAAUUUCACUCAAACUUGAAGGAGUUUUGGAGCAGGAGUAUCUUUCGUGGUUGGCAACCUCUCAGUCUAUGAUGUUGUAAAAGUGGGUUCACAGUGGAGAUUGACACUGGUGUUUAACCAGAUUCCCAUUUACAGGCUAGUGCCGGGGUGUUUCUAGGGUUGUUGUUGAUAAUUCAAACCCAUUUCCCUCAAUCCGAAGGGGACAGUUUGGGCCCGAGAGCUGAAACAUGGACACUGCUGGGUCUUCCAGCAAGACAAAGAUCCAAAACACGCAGACACUGAAAUGGACAAAGUAGACUAACAUUACGGUUUUGAAAUGGCUUGACCUAAGUUCAGACAUCAACCUCUUUGAACAUGUGUGGACCAUUCCUAAAACAGUGCCAGAAAACCAAGCAGGUUGAAAUGAACUCUACGAUUUCUAAUAAGAAAAGUGAUAUCCAGAAAGAAUUAUCCCAGAACCUUGUUGAUGGCAACACAAUCUCUGUGGUGGAAGUGACAUUCAACCAAAUGUUUCAGAGGGGAGCUAUAUAGUUUUUCACCUGUGUGGAGAAGAGAAAAUCCACAAAAUCCACAAAGUUGUUGAAUGAUUAUUGCAUCCAUAACAACCGAAUGGUUCAAAUUCUUCCUUAGAAACACAAAAUUAUGUUCACAUUCAUGCCGUGAUUAGUGUAAACUUUUCACUGGAACUGUGUAUCUCUUUACAAUUACAGACUAUUGUUGUUAAGUUUUAGUAUUGUUAUUUUUGGAGAGUGACAGGUUAUUUUUUUCUUGUAUUGUUAAAUAAUUGUGAAAUGUAACUAUAUUUUUCCCCAUGUUAGACAAAAAAAUCACGAUACAGUCCUGAAACUUUUUUCUAUCAGGGUACAAAUGUUGUUGAUUGUAUAUUCUAACUCUUAAAAUCCGUUUUUUCUGUGGUGAAAGACAUCUCAGUCUAACUUUUAAAAUUAUUUUCUAACUGCUGGUAUCUGUUAGAAAGGAGAAGCACAAUGUAGAAAGGAUUCAAACAGAUGGUAAAACACAAUUUCUUUGAGUAAUUUUCUGUUUAAAUGGUCUUCCUCUGUUACAGUAAUACCUUUAACAGUACUUCUAUUGUCUGUAUUUUCUGCUUCUGUGGUUUUGAGAUUGUCUAGAUUGUUGAAUGAAUAAAAAACCUUCAUGGUGACAGUUUCA